AGGGAGCGCGAGCAAGCAGCGGCACCGGAGCGUCUCCAUCCCCGCAGAGCCGAUGAAACACCGGUCACAUCCGGAGCAGCAUCACGGGAAAAGGCCCCGCGUUCCCGCUGCGGCCGCCUCCGCCUCGCCGCAAGACGGAAUGGAGGACAAAGCGCCGUCAAAUCCGCGGGAACUCACCCAGAACCCCCUGAAGAAGAUCUGGGUGCCGUGUAAAAAUGGCCUUCCCGAAAAACACAUUUCUCAGAGGAAGGUAUGUAUGACCAACUGUCCCACCCUGAUUGUGACUGUGGGCCUCCCUGCCAGAGGAAAGACCUACAUCUCCAAGAAGCUGACCCGCUAUCUCAACUGGAUCGGAGUGCCCACCAGAGAAUUCAAUGUCGGACAGUACAGAAGAGACUUUGUGAAGAUCUACAAGUCCUUUGAAUUCUUCCGUCCGGACAAUGAAGAAGGCUUAAAGAUCAGAAGACAGUGUGCUUCAGCAGCCUUGAAUGAUGUACGACAGUACCUCACAGAGGAAGGAGGCCAAGUUGCGGUGUUCGAUGCAACAAACACCACCAGAGAAAGAAGGGGAACCAUCGUCCAGUUCGCAGAGCAGAAUGGCUUUAAGGUGUUUUUUGUGGAGUCUGUGUGUGAAGACCCAGAUGUCAUACAGGAGAACAUAGUGCAAGUGAAGCUCGGCAGCCCCGACUACACGAACUGUAACACAGAGGAAGCAGUGGAAGACUUCAUGAAGAGGAUCAAGUGUUAUGAAAACUCCUACGAGACGCUGGAUGAAGUUCUGGACAGGGAUCUUUCCUACAUUAAAAUCAUGGACGUGGGUCAGCGGUACUUGGUCAACAGAGUUUUGGACCACAUCCAGAGCCGGAUCGUCUACUACCUCAUGAACAUCCACAUCACGCCGCGCUCAAUCUACCUGUGCCGCCACGGAGAGAGUGAGCUCAAUGUCAAGGGCCGAAUCGGGGGAGACUCCGGCCUCACACCGAGGGGCAAAGAGUUUGCAAAGAAGCUGAGUCAGUUCAUCCAGUCGCAGAGCAUUAGCGACCUGAAGGUGUGGACCAGCCAGAUGAAGAGAACCAUCCAGACGGCCGAGGCUGUCAAUGUGCCCUAUGAGCAGUGGAAGGUCCUGAACGAGAUCGAUGCUGGUGUGUGUGAGGAGAUGAUGUAUGAGGAGAUCCAGGGCCACUACCCUCUGGAGUUUGCCCUAAGGGACCAGGACAAGUAUCGCUAUCGCUACCCCAAGGGAGAGUCCUACGAGGACCUGGUGCAGCGGUUGGAGCCGGUCAUCAUGGAGCUGGAGAGGCAGGAGAACGUGCUGGUCAUCUGUCACCAGGCUGUCAUGCGCUGCCUCUUGGCCUACUUUCUGGACAAGACAGCAGAGGAGCUGCCGUAUCUGAAGUGCCCGCUGCACACUGUGCUGAAGCUAACGCCGGUGGCCUACGGUUGUAAAGUGGAGUCCAUCAGCCUAAACGUGGACGCAGUCAACACACACAGAGAAAGACCAGAGAAUGUGAACAUCCAUCGUACAACCAAGGACGCCCUGCAGACCGUCCCUCCUCACUUCUGAUACCUCUGCUGGGACCCAGUGAAGUUGGACCUCCUUCUCUCUCCCUCUUGUGACGGACUCUCUCACCUUCCAGAUCUGCACUGCCUGCUCUCACUGGUGACCAUGUGCCUCCUCCUCCUCCUCCUCCUCCUCUGCUGCUGCCACACAAACACCCCCUUCCUGUGUGAUCUGUCUUUUCUAAGGGAUUUUAAAGGGGCUGUACCAGAACAUCGUCUGGGCUCCAGUGUUUUUAUCUAAAUGCUACACGGUGUGGUACUCGGCAUAGCUGCUCCUCACAGACACACUCACUCACAGCAGAUUCCUGUAUGUUUGUCGCUAUCUCCAGUGUGGUUUCAGUGUGUUGAUAUUGUAGGCUUGACACUGAAGGUUGCUGUAGUAUGUUUGGAAGUGUUGAUCAUUCAUCCGAUCAUGUGAUUCUGUGCUCCAUGUUACUGUAUCGUGCAAUCAUUGUUUCAUGUGAAGGCGUCUUCAGUGAAAAUGUGCAAUUUCUGGGUUACAAACCUUCUCAGUACUAUUUUAAGUGUGUUCAGUGAACGAGUGAACGGACCGGGUCGCUAUUACGAAGGUUUUCUACAGUGUACGAAUAGUCACUUCAAUUUUAUACGACUGGGUGAUAAUAAUAACUUUCUUUAGCUAUGUGCCGCACAGUAUAUUUACUGGAUUGUCUGAAAUGAAAGAAAUCUAUAAACACAUAUCUUUAAGGAAAUUAGAUCAAGCUUUUUGUGAAGAACACAUCUGAGCAUUGAAAAAAGGCAACAUUUGCUCAGUUGUUGGUGUUGAUGUGGGUCAUGACUUUAAAAUCUACAUCCCAGCUCCACUAUAAUAAAGAUGCUAUUUUUCUAAACCAA
Molecule: messenger RNA, 2412 nt
Organism: Stegastes partitus (bicolor damselfish)
Lineage: Eukaryota; Metazoa; Chordata; Actinopteri; Pomacentridae
Product: 6-phosphofructo-2-kinase/fructose-2,6-bisphosphatase 4
Exons: 14
Coding region: 53-1564 (503 amino acids)
Biological process (GO): fructose 2,6-bisphosphate metabolic process; fructose metabolic process
Cellular component (GO): cytosol
Molecular function (GO): 6-phosphofructo-2-kinase activity; ATP binding; fructose-2,6-bisphosphate 2-phosphatase activity
Source: RefSeq, a predicted model, not a curated record